Laccaria bicolor S238N-H82 is the source of this 1209-nucleotide messenger RNA. RefSeq lists its product as uncharacterized. Lineage: Eukaryota; Fungi; Basidiomycota; Agaricomycetes; Agaricales; Hydnangiaceae. Gene Ontology annotation, cellular component: nucleus. The record is from RefSeq and is a predicted model, not a curated record. Bases 1 to 1209 code for a protein of 402 amino acids. The transcript has 2 exons. Gene Ontology annotation, biological process: nuclear protein quality control by the ubiquitin-proteasome system; proteasome localization.
AUGGCAAACGUUCUGCACCAUCCUAUUGACUUUCACCCACGACCUCUCUCACAUGCCCCUUCGCCAUUUGGCUUUGGAUUUGGUUUGGGCAGCCCUUUGUCGUCCACUGUAUCUUCGUCACCCUGGGGCACUUCUACACCCGGCCACACAAAUCCUACUGCAUUUCAACAAUUGGCUUCCUCCAUCAACCAACCUUCUUCCUCUAGAGUGCAGAAAAGAAGGCACGAUCUUGAGGAAGAUUUGGAUAAUGGUCGGUAUUCUGGGGCUAGGGAUGAAUCAAUGGACAGGAGUCCAACACCUGAAAGGCCUAAACGAGCGGCACCGAAACGUGCACGGGUUGCACCUUCCCAAGAAGCAGCUGGCAAAGAUGCGAAGGAAAACAGGGCACCUGGUACCUCUGAAGAGGAUGAUGUCGAUGUCGGCGUCUUGCUAGCGAGUCUCCCUACACAAUCGUUGCUACCAUUACUUUCUUCGCUAAUCAAAGCUCAACCCUCUCUCAAGUCCACAAUUCUGUCGCUCAUCCCUCGGCCAACACUCGAUACUGCGAUACAAAGCCUCGCACAAUCCGCCAAGAAGUUACGUGAUGCAUAUCCCUAUUCCAAUUCCCCUACGUUCGUCCACCCUUCUACUGGCUACGGGCUUGGUGGUUCGACAGCCUUCAGUCAAACACCAUUGCAACACAAUCAACAAGGCGGCAUGCGGGAUUCCUACAUACUCUCGCGUUUACGACCGAACAUCACAGACUUUGUGGCAUGCUGCAUGUCGUACCUCCCUUAUUUUACAUGUGUUCCUCUUCCCUCGCAGCCAUCAUGCGGUCCCUCUGCAUCGCCACCGCACUUGGCAUCAACGAUCAAGUGUUUGCAUAAAGACAAGUUCCACCCCUCGGAGACUUUCCUUUUCCUAUCGGCGGUUACAAAUCAUCUUUUAUCGCAGCCACCGCUUUGCAUAUCCUCUCUUGGACCUCUUCUUAUUCCCCGACUUUCGGAAGAGUGGAUGGCUUGGACAGACAAGGUGGAUGAAGUCGUCAACCAGCAAGCAGGAAUGUUUGGGAGUGAAAGUGUAAGGAGUUGGGAACGUGGGCUUGAUAACUUUGCGGAUUCGAAAGUGUCCGAGGUGUCGAGCUUUAUGCGUGUUGUCAGGGAUAGAUGGGUGUCGAAAGUAGGUUGGCUGGUUGGGCGAAUGAUUCAACAGGCAAUGGAAGAGCUUUGA